GGCGAAGGUUUACCUCUGAUAAUUCUGAUGAUUGGCGCCGAACUGAAAGCAGAGGAAGGACUUACGCCAGCAGAUAUGGUUGAACUAUUAUGUCAAUGUCGCCUAGAAACACUAAGCAAUGAGUUUUACCCGGAGGAAGACCGAAUAGUUGAUGUGUACAGGACUUUUAUACUGCGAUUAUCUGGGGAGUACCAAUGUCAUCUGAUAGAUUUAGGCUACAUUCCUGGAUCGUUUAAUGCAGUGGAAGCUGGUGGUCUCCUAGGUAUAGAGAGUGAGGCGAUGGCAAAACAAACAGCAAUUCUACCAAUUAGACGAAGACACAUGCUUAAUUAUGAUUCUGAAAACAGUCGUUUUAACAUUCAGGGUAUUCUGCGUGAGGUGUUGAAGGCUGAUUUUCUUAUCAGAGAUCUACCUGAGUUACGAAAGAAAUACUGCAAAGUGUUUACAGAGGUUAUAAAGAAAAUAUCAAUACAAAUGGGCACAGAGGAGUACACAAAAGCGUAUUCAGAAUUUGCCGUAGAACAACCAAAUCUCCAGAAACUUCUAGGUGAUGUUGAAUACACUAGAGAAGAUACUUACCACUUCUUCAUUGAAAUUGUAUCGUCUUAUACCACUGUCAUAGAACGAUUCAUGACACGUGAAAGUGAUACAUUUUAUAAUGCAUGCCUAAGACUGACAGAGAUGUAUGGUAGAUCAGUUGAUAAAGCGGUAGUUCAUUUAGCCGUUGGAAGUAUAGAAACCAACACAAAAGGAGACUUUUUACAUGGUGCAAACAAUUAUCAAUCAGCUCUGGAAGUGUUAGAGAAGAUGGAGAAGUCUGUACAUCUAGCAUCAGCCUAUCAGAAAAUGGGUUGGAAUAUGCACAGACAAGGCUUAAACGUCGAAGCCAUUCAGUAUUAUAAGAAGUCCCUUGACAUCUCUGUAUAUGGAGGACCUGGAUAUGAGACAUUUGCUAUGCAAUCGUUUAGUUCUAUGGGGAUAUCACAUACAUAUCUAGGUAACUGGUUUAAGAACAUGAUUAUUAUUUUAAUUAAAUUAAAUGUGAUUUUUAUGACUUUCAAGGAUAUUUGAUAAUCUUACCUACGAACUCAUGGUGACAAUUUUUAAUUGCCCAGCAGGUCAAAAAUGUUUAAAAAAAAAAACGUUAAUUAAUAAUUUGUUAAACGCAUUGUUUUGCUUUUUACCUUCAGAUGGAGAAUAUUAAAUAUCAUAUAUCAUUAUCAUGUGAUUAUCAGAUCUUAAGGAUUACUCGGUAUUCAGGUGAGAUGGAUAAAUAGUCUUGCUUAUGGAUAUACGUGGUAUGAUCAAAAAGUUAUCGGCCCGAUAUACUUUUGCCACUACACUGACAUUUACACACGGUACGUCGAUACCAAUAUCUUAUUGAAGAUUACUGACCGAGUAACACGCGGUUUUACACAGAUUAAGUAACAUAAAACACACUUUAAUCAGUAGAGGGAUGUGUCAUUUAGACCAAAUGGAGAAAGUUGAAAUCAGAACCGUCAUUAUGUACCUCUGUAAAAAAGGGAUGUCCCCCAAGCAAAUCCAUUAAAACUUCAUGUAUACACUUGGGAAAGAGUUCCCUUCCUAUAUCACUGUGAAAAAAUGGGCUGCUGAAUUUAAGAAGGGAGGGAGAGCAUUGGAGAUGAUGAGCGACCUGAGCGGCCAAAAGAGGCUACCAACGAUUAAACUGCCGAAGCUGUGCAGGAUCUUGUCAUGUGCGACAGAAGGCGAAGCCUGCGAAGCAUUGCUAGGGAAGUGGGUAUAAGAUUUGGUUCAGUUCAGGCAAUUGUGACUGCUGUAUAUGGCAUGUCAAAGGUUUUCGCUAGAUGGGUCCCCAGACAGUUGACUGACGACCAGAAACGGACCAGGCUUGACAUUUCAAGAUAUCUUUUGUCUCGCUACGAGGAUGAACCUGAUUUUAUCUACCGGAUCGUAACUCAGGAUGAAACAUGGGUCCAUCACUUCGAUCCAGAAUAAAAAAAAAACAGAGCAUGCAGUGGAAGCACCCUGGCUCACCCCCUCCGAAGAAAUUCAAGAGGGUGCCAUCAGCAGGGAAGAUGAUGGCUUCAAUUUUUUGGGAUAGUCAGGGGAUAAUCAUGAUUGACUAUUUUGAGCAAGGUCAGACCAUAAACGGUACGUACUGUGCAGACGAAUUGAGACGUCUGCGCCACAAAAAACGAGCGUAAAAGUAGGGACAAACUGACUUAAGGCGUUCUGCUCCUGCACGACAAUGCGCCAGCUCACACAUCCCAAGUUGCGAUGGCUGAUGCAACUGACUGCGGCCUUAAAUUUUUCCCAAUCCCCCAUAUUCUCCGGACUUGGCCCCCUCUGACUUCUAUCUGUUUUCAAAACUGAAAGCAAAGCUUCGUGGUAGACGUUUGGAAGCAAUGAAGGUGUCAUGGAGGCGGGCAAUGAGCUCUUUGUGGACAAAAAUAGAGAGUUCAAUUUUGAAGGGUCAAACAAACUGGAGCACAGGUGGGCAAAGUGCAUUGAUGUAGAGGGCGAUUAUAAUGAAAAGUUAGACCAUAAGUUGGAUUCUCUUACUACCGGAAGUACAUCGGGUCAAGAACUUUUUGAUCAAUCCUCGUAUUACAUUUUUAGGAUAAAGCGAAAUUAAAUUCACAAAUACCGGUAUCAUUUUUUUUUAUUU
Ruditapes philippinarum (Manila clam) is the source of this 2650-nucleotide messenger RNA. RefSeq lists its product as uncharacterized. NCBI's taxonomy places the organism in Eukaryota, Metazoa, Mollusca, Bivalvia, Venerida, Veneridae. Gene Ontology annotation, molecular function: protein binding. Bases 28 to 1071 code for a protein of 347 amino acids. The record is from RefSeq and is a predicted model, not a curated record. The transcript is spliced from 7 exons.